Molecule: messenger RNA, 1800 nt
Organism: Scleropages formosus (Asian bonytongue)
Lineage: Eukaryota; Metazoa; Chordata; Actinopteri; Osteoglossiformes; Osteoglossidae
Product: mpv17-like protein
Exons: 5
Coding region: 408-1166 (252 amino acids)
Biological process (GO): mitochondrial ribosome assembly
Cellular component (GO): membrane; mitochondrion; cytoplasm
Source: RefSeq, a predicted model, not a curated record
CGGGAGAUCUUGGGAACCAAAAGAGAGGAGUGAGUGCCAUCUAAAUUUAGCACAGGCACAUGUGCUUUAGGUCGGAAGCGGCCGGACCGCCACUCAUUCAAUUUCGUUUUCAGAGAUGCAGAAGUAAGUGUGACGCGUGUUUCGCACUCCAUGAUCUCUGCGUUGUCCUGAGUAUGAAAGCAGCAGGCAUAUCAAUUAGUGUCAUGUAUGACUGUUCUGGAACUUUGUCCUGCUGAUCUGGCAUUCCUCCACUGAGUAAAUGUUCAUAUCUGGCUAUUAGUGUUGGAAACUCCACCCUUAAUGGUUCCUCAGAGCCUGUCAGCGUGAAGUUAGCUUCCCUGUACCUUUUGAUCUGGGGCUAUCAGUGAACAACUGUGUACCAUGUUAUAAGGUAAGGAACAGUCGAUAUGAAUACAAUCUGGUCAACAGUCAAGUCACAUCCUUACAUUAUCAAUAUUGUGGGCUACACGACUUUAUUUGCCACUGCGGAUGUCAUUCAACAAAGCAUGUUGGGACAGCAGCAGGAGAAAAAUCAUUUGUGCAAUGUGGCAACUUUGGAAAAUGAGAAACCAAGAGAAUCUGAGGGGAUAUCAAUAGAUGAGGGAGGAAAUUUGACCUCACAGUUGGAAUCGUCAUUAAAAAUGCCCAAAAAGUCAAUGGAGUUACAGGGGCCAGUCCAGACCAACACUAAACCCAGUGAUAACUGGAGGGCAGGACUAAAUUUACAAGUCACAGAACCCUCACUGUCAACAAAGGAAGCAGCAUGGUCUCCUAUUAACUGGUCCCAGACUGAACGAGUGGCACUUGUUGGAUUUUGUUUUCACGCCAAUUUCAACUACCACUGGCUAAAGGGGCUAGAAAGAAUGUGGCCAGGGGGAGGAGCCAAAAGAAUAUCCUGGAAAGUAUUGCUGGAUCAGCUGAUUGCAGCUCCUAUAACUAUCAGUGUCUUCUAUAUUGGGUUAAGCACCCUGGAGGGAAGGCAGGACAUCUUCGAAGACUGGAGGGAGAAGUUCUGGACCUCCUACAAAACUGGAGUGAUAUACUGGUCAACUAUGCAAGCAGUCAAUUUCUUGCUGGUUCCUCCAGUGGCACGGACGGUGUUUGUCGGAGGCAUCGCUCUGGGUUGGACCGUUUUUUUGUGUCAUCUUCGACAGCAGAGAGGAUGAAUGUUAGAACACUAAAAUUCCUGCUUCCUCAACUCUGAACCUUCUUUAAACCUAAAUAAUUUGUUUUUAAGACGUAUAAACAAAUACACUAAUCCCUCACGUAACAAAAACCCAAUGCAACAUCUUAUAGUAAUGUAUACUCUUUUCUUCUAGAACAUGCAACUUCCAUACAGCGGCAUUUAUGCCCGUAAUACAGUUGUUUUAUUUCAUUGUGCAAUCCUGGCAAACACCUAACAGAUGAACUAUAUGAUUCAGCAGUAAAUCUUUUGUAAGUGCUUCCUCACAACACAACUGUCAUCCCUGGUGAUCAGUUCAGAGCAGCCAGUCCGCACAACAUCAGAAAAGUAAACAAGGAAUAAACACUUAUGAUAACAUUUAAGAAAAUUACAAAAAGAAUAAAUUCAUUUAACUAUGUACAGAAACUUUGAUGAAAAUUCAGUUCAGUUUACUUUUUUACAGAGAAACUCCUCACUGGAGUGACACAGAGAGCUGUACAAGAUUGCAACACAAUUCAGUGAUAAUGCACUAAUGCACUACACCGAAUAUGGAGAACAAUCCACACCAAUCACAUCAAUCUGCUAAGGUUAAUCUAAGGUUGCAUCUGAAAUGUCAUGAUUAUUUUUAUUAUCAUUAG